GACAAAACAUUUGGCCUGAAGAAUAAAAAAGGUGCAAAACAACAGAAAUUUAUCAAGGCUGUGACUCACCAGGUUAAAUUUGGUCAGCAAAAUCCACGUCAGGCCGCUCAAACAGAAAGCGAGAAGAAAUUAAAAAAAGAAGAUAAGAAAAAAGAAUUACAAGAAUUAAAUGAACUCUUCAAGCCUGUGGUUGCUGCACAGAAAAUUAGCAAAGGUGCUGACCCCAAAUCUGUAGUUUGUGCUUUCUUCAAGCAAGGCCAAUGCACUAAAGGAGACAAGUGCAAGUUUUCUCAUGAUUUGUCCUUGGAAAGAAAGUGUGAAAAACGAAGUGUCUAUAUUGAUGCAAGAGAUGAGGACCUUGAAAAAGAUACAAUGGAUAACUGGGAUGAGAAGAAGCUGGAAGAAGUGGUGAACAAGAAGCAUGGUGAGGCGGAAAAGAAAAAACCCAAAACUCAAAUAGUCUGCAAAUAUUUCCUUGAUGCUAUUGAAAACAACAAAUAUGGAUGGUUUUGGGUCUGUCCGGGUGGAGGAGACAACUGCAUGUAUCGCCAUGCUCUCCCUCCAGGUUUUGUAUUAAAAAAAGACAAAAAGAAGGAGGAAAAGCAAGAUGAAAUAUCUUUAGAAGAUCUUAUAGAAAAAGAGCGUGCUGCCUUAGGACCAAAUGUUACCAAAAUUACUCUAGAGUGUUUUAUUGCCUGGAAGAGAAGGAAAAGACAAGAAAAAAUUGAUAAGGCUGAGCAAGAUAUGGAGAGGAGGAAAGCAGAUUUCAAAGCUGGCAAAGCAUUGGUGAUUAGUGGACGUGAAGUAUUUGAGUUCCGACCAGAGCUGGUUGAUGCAGAUGAUGAAGAAGCAGAUGACACCCAUUAUAUUCAAGGAACAGGAGAAGAUGACGAGAUGGAAGACCCUGUGUGCAUAAAUGAUGUAGAUUUGAACCUGUAUGUCCCAAAGGCUGUAGAUGAGACUGGUAUUACUGUGGCUAGUCCUGAGCGAUUCAGCACAUACACUUCAGUAGAAAAAGAUGAUAAUAAAUUAAGUGAAGCUUCUGGUGGUGAUAUAAACAGCAGUGAGCAAAAUGAUUUAGAGGAAGAUAAUGACGGAGAUGGGGAGUUGGAAAAUGGAGUAAUUGAUGCAGUUCCGGUUGAUGAAAAUCUUUUUACUGGAGAGGACUUGGAUGAACUAGAAGAAGAACUAAACACUCUCGAUUUAGAAGAAUGAAUUAAAAAGCUCAAGUGAGGAGUUAAAUCUAUGUGACAAAGUGAAAACUGACUACGUUUUUUCUCCUUUUUGAAUAGAAUUCUUAAACAGGAUGUUUAUGGUUACCCAGCUGAUUCUGAUGGGCACAUCAUAUACCAGGAAUACUUUCCUUCAGUCUCGUCUACUCCCAUCUUGACUAUGCUCACAGUAAAAUAUUCAAAGUAGUUCAGAAUUACCUGACAGCUGAAUUUGCAGCUAAUGAGAUUAUAACUUUCAACUAAAAGUAGGAAGUGUAACUGCUUUGCCGGUAUGCGAGUGUAAGUGGGCAAUUUGAUACCAGGUACAGUAUAAAAAUCAAAGUAUACAUUCUUCACCAGAACAGCAUUUUUCUUAGUGAUUGUGUUGAUUUGGAAACUGCCUGAAGUGUUUUUAGGCAGUGUACACUAAUGGAGCCGAUGCAGAUUAUGGUUCUUUAAGUGGUGAUUAGCUUUAUUUGAUCAGCUGGAUACUGAAGAUUGUGAACUGAUACGUCCUACAAUACGAUACGGUGCCCUCUGUUUAAAGUGUUUUAAACUUUCCCACCGCCUUUUGCCAACAAAACUGUAAAUAAAAAUUAUCAACUUUAAAAUACCUGUGUUGAUUUUUCUCUCUUAAGUUAGGAUAUCAGACCAAACUGUUAAUAACUUCAUUUUCUAAUGCAAUGAUAAACAGUUUUGUCUCCAGUCCAGAUACAGAAGUGAUGAUGUUGACUUCAGUUAAAUUAGGGCUAAGAGCAAUUACAUUUUUUUUCUACUCCUUAUGCAGUGUAAAACU
Molecule: messenger RNA, 2007 nt
Organism: Opisthocomus hoazin
Lineage: Eukaryota; Metazoa; Chordata; Aves; Opisthocomiformes; Opisthocomidae
Source: RefSeq, a predicted model, not a curated record